AUGAAGCAGCGAUUCUCAUCUUUGGACGUUAAGGUUAUCACGCAGGAAUUGGCGUCAGAGUGCGUCAACCUCCGGGUAUCCAAUAUCUACGACCUGUCCUCGCGUAUCUUCCUUUUCAAACUAGCCAAGCCAGACCACCGUCGCCAACUCAUCGUUGACUCCGGGUUCCGCACUCAUGUCACGCAAUAUUCACGCACUGCAGCAACCACCCCUUCGCCCUUCGUGACCCGUCUCCGAAAAUACCUGAAAUCCCGUCGGAUUACAGGCAUCUCCCAGAUUGGAACCGAUCGCAUCAUUGAUUUUUCUUUCAGCGAUGGCGCAUAUCACAUCUUUCUCGAGUUCUUUGCCGGUGGUAACAUCAUCUUGACGGACCGCGAGUAUAACAUUCUUGCUUUCUUCCGUCAAGUUCCCGCCGGUGUAGGUCAGGAAGAGAUUAAGGCUGGUCUCAAGUAUACCGUGUCUAACAAGCAGAACUAUGAUGGGGUUCCGGACAUCACAUCGGACCGAGUUCUGCAGACAUUGGAAAAGGCACAGGCACUUUUUGCCCAAGAGGGGAAUGCGCCCAAAAAGUCCAAGAAAAAGGACACUAACGUUUUGCGGAAGGCUUUGUCGCAAGGAUUUCCCGAAUACCCUCCCUUGUUGUUGGACCAUGUCUUUGCGUUGAAGGAAUUCGACACAGCAACACCAUUGGAUCAAGUGCUGGGAAGCCAAGAUCUCAUGCGCACGGUGAAGGAGGUCCUGGAAGAAGCGCAUCGAAUUUCCAAUGCCUUUGAUUCUGGCGCCAGCCAUCCGGGCUACAUUGUUGCGAAAGAAGACACGCGACCUAUCCCUGAAGGAGAGACGUCAGCAAAGGCCCCGGCUUUGCUUUACGAAGAUUUCCACCCAUUCAAGCCUCGACAAUUUGAGGAUAAACCAGGCAUCAAAAUUCUGGAAUUCGAGCGCUUCAAUGCCACAGUCGACGAGUACUUCUCUUCUCUAGAAUCGCAACGACUUGAGUCACGAUUGACAGAGCGUGAGGAGGCGGCCAAAAAGAAGCUUGAAUCCGUCAGGUCUGAGCACAAGAAGCAGAUUGAUGCGCUCAAGAAUGCGCAAGAACUACACAUUCGCAAAGCGGAAGCUAUCCACGAUAAUCUAUACAGAGUGCAGGAGGCAAUGGAUGCCGUCAACGGGCUAGUGGCCCAAGGAAUGGACUGGGGAGAGAUAGCACGCCUAAUAGAGUUGGAACAGGAUCGCGGCAACCCAGUGGCGCAAAUCAUCAAGUUGCCCCUCAAACUGUACGAGAACACUGUCACGCUACUUCUUGGAGAGGUAGGUGACGACGAGGAAGAAGAGGAAUUUUCUAGCAGUGAUGAAUCAGGAUCGGACGCGGAAAAUGAAGCACAGGAAGAGAGAGACCGUGCGGAACGAGAGUCCAAGGUCUUGACUAUUGACAUUGACCUUGGUUUGAGCCCAUGGGCGAAUGCAUCACAGUACUUUGACCAGAAGAAGAUAGCAUCGGAGAAGGCGCAGAGGACAGCGCAGUCUUCUACGAAGGCACUGAAGAGCCACGAGAAGAAGGUGACCACAGAUCUCAAGCGAGGACUGAAGAAAGAGAAGCAAGUCUUGCGCCAGGCUCGGGUGCCGUUCUGGUUCGAAAAAUUCAUCUUCUUCAUCUCUUCAGAAGGCUAUCUUGUCAUAGGUGCACGAGAUGCUAUGCAAAGCGAGUUGCUCUACCGGCGCUAUCUGGCCAAGGGUGAUAUUUUUGUUCACGCUGACUUGGAAGGUGCAACGCCCAUCGUGGUGAAGAACCGCGCUGGUAGCGCGGAUGCACCGAUUCCCCCAAGCACACUAUCCCAAGCUGGUAAUCUUUGCGUCGCGACUUCAACUGCCUGGGAUUCUAAGGCUGUUAUGUCCGCUUGGUGGGCGCAUGCCUACCAGGUAUCGAAAAUUGCUGAGAACGGUAGCGGAAUCAUGCCCACAGGCGUGUUCCAAAUCAAGGGAGAAAAGAACUUUUUGGCCCCAUCGCAGCUGGUGCUUGGAUUUGGCAUUAUGUUCCAAAUCAGCCAGGAGAGUGCUCGCAAGCACAGGCAGUUAUUCGACACUGACUUGCCGCAAGCUGCUAUCACGUCCGCCGGUCAGAAUGACGACUCCGGGCCGAAGGAUACCUCACCUGUGGCGCAAGAUACUCCAGGGCAGACGGAGGCUAUUGAGGAGGUUCCCGAGCAGGCCGCCGAGAACACUGCCGAAGUCACCGCUGGAGAUGCAGAGAAGGAGGAAGAUGAUGCGGUAUCAGAAGAAGAGGGGGAUGAAGAUCGCAAAUCUACCAUUAGAAAUCCUCUUCAACGAGGCGACUCUGAGCUUACACCCUCUCAGGCACCUCAAGAACCAGAUUCUGAGCCUGAGACUGAGCCAGAGGAAGAAACAGCAGACGAUCACCUAGAGGGAGAGGAAGAUGCACCAGCAGCCGAUCAAAAUACAGCGUCCGACCAACAGGAAGAGCCAAAAUUGUCCGCUCGAGAGCGACGCACGUUGCGGCAGGGCAAACCUCUUGAUCGUCCAGGCGAGGGAGAGCCAGCUCAACCACGUAUUCCUCCCACUCGGGGCAAGCGGGCCAAGGAUAAGCGCGCAGCUGCCAAGUAUGCUCAUCAAGAUGAGGAAGAACGCGAGCUUGCUCUUCGGUUAGUGGGUGCCAACAAAGGAAAAGCCGCAAAGGCUGCCAAGGCCGCUGAAGCCAAGGAACAGCGCGAGCGCGAGGCUGAGGCGCAAAGGCAACGACGUCGGGCCCAGCAUGAGCGUGCUGCUGAAGCUGAGCGCAAGCGUCAGGCUCAAUUCACAGAGAAUGGCGCGGAUGAUUACAACGAGGAGACUGCUGCAGCGGAAGCUGCGGAUCUUACUUGGAUUCCAGCCUUGGUUGGUACACCAACUACGGAGGACGAGAUCAUUGCUGCCAUUCCAGUCUGUGCCCCAUGGGCUGCACUUGGUCGCUAUAAAUACAAAGUCAAGCUGCAGCCAGGCACCGUGAAGAAAGGCAAGGCCGUCAAGGAGAUCGUUGGUCGGUGGGUGGCCGAGACCACCACUGGAAAAGUCAAGAAGGAACAUGCCGAAGAUAUUGGGAUCCCCCGUGCCGAUGCGGAGCGUCUUCGCGAGCGGGAAGGUGACCUCAUAAAGGGCUGGAAGGAUACAGAGAUCAUCAACACCAUGGUUGUGGGCAAGGUGCGCAUCAUGACCGCGGGUGUUGGAGGCGGAGGCGGUGAUAAGGGCAAGGGUAAAGGAGGAAAGAGUGGUGGUGGAGGUGGCAGGGGAGGCGGUAAGAGCAAGAAGAAGUGA
This is a messenger RNA of Penicillium bovifimosum, 3306 nucleotides long. RefSeq names its product putative DUF814 domain protein. Bases 1 to 3306 code for a protein of 1101 amino acids. The record is from RefSeq and is a predicted model, not a curated record. Gene Ontology annotation, molecular function: ribosomal large subunit binding; tRNA binding. Gene Ontology annotation, biological process: rescue of stalled cytosolic ribosome; ribosome-associated ubiquitin-dependent protein catabolic process. NCBI's taxonomy places the organism in Eukaryota, Fungi, Ascomycota, Eurotiomycetes, Eurotiales, Aspergillaceae. Gene Ontology annotation, cellular component: RQC complex. The transcript is spliced from 4 exons.